AUGACUCCCCUCCCUCCUAACCACAUCUUCAACAUGCUCAACACCACCACCACCACCACCAUGACCACCUCUUCUCCGGCCACCAGCCGCCACUUCUUCCCGGAGAUUCAAGUCAUCGAGCUUCUUGCCGCCCUUCUGGUCUUCAUGGUCAUACAUUCUCUCCGCCAACGAAAGAAACACGGCCUACCCGUAUGGCCGUUUCUUGGGAUGUUACCUUCUUUGGUACUCGGUCUUCGUGUUGAUAUGUACGAAUGGAUUUCACAAGUCCUUUGUAGACAAAACGGGACUUUCACAUUCCGGGGUCCGUGGUUUACAAAUCUCAACUGUAUAGUCACUUCCGACCCCCGUAACCUCGAGCACCUUCUCAAAACAAGGUUUCAAGCGUAUCCGAAAGGCCCGUAUUUCCGGAACGCGCUCCGGGAUCUUCUCGGGAAUGGAAUCUUCAAUGCCGAUGACGAGAUUUGGCAGAGGCAAAGGAAGACCGCGAGCAUCGAGUUUCACUCGUCCAAGUUUCGAAACAUGACGACAGAGUCGUUGUUGGAGCUCGUUCACAGACGACUUUUGCCUGUCUUGAACAAGUCUGUAGAUCGAUCCGAGUCUGAUCAGAUCGAUCUACAGGAUAUUCUUUUAAGAUUAACGUUCGAUAACGUUUGCAUGAUCGCUUUUGGGGUCGAUCCGGGUUGUUUAAGUCCCGGACUUCCGGAAAUACCCUUCGCCCAAGCGUUCGAGGCUGCAACGGAAGCAACUAUUCUAAGUUUUGCAGAUGAAGUGAUUAGAACUCGGAAGAAAGAAAUCUCUUUGCUGCAGGCUGAUGACAAGAAACAAAGGUCGGAUCUUUUGACGAUUUUUAUGGGGCUUAAAGACGAUGAGGGGCAGCCUUUUUCUGAUAAGUUUUUACGUGAUAUUUGUGUGAAUUUUAUACUUGCGGGAAGGGACACUUCUUCGGUGGCUUUGAGUUGGUUUUUCUGGCUUCUUGACCAGAAUCCAACAGUGGAGGAGAAGAUUUUGGGUGAGAUAUGUGGGAUUGUGGAUGAAAGGAAAGAUAAGAGUGAAAUGGGGGAUUUGAUAUUUAGACCAGAAGAGGUGAAGAAGAUGGAUUAUCUGCAUGCUACUUUAUCGGAGGCCUUGAGAUUAUACCCUUCGGUACCCGUGGAUCAUAAGGAGGUUGUUGAAGAUGACGUGUUCCCAGAUGGAACAGUGUUGAAGAAAGGAACAAAAGUGGUGUAUGCAAUCUAUGCAAUGGGAAGAAUGGAAGCGAUAUGGGGAAAAGACUGCAGAGAUUUCAGGCCAGAGAGGUGGCUGAGGGAUGGGCGGUUCAUGAGUGAAUCAGCCUACAAGUUCACCGCCUUCAAUGGCGGCCCAAGGCUGUGCUUGGGCAAAGACUUUGCUUACUACCAGAUGAAAUUUGUUGCCGCCUCUAUUUUAUACCGGUAUAAGGUGGUGGUGGUGGAGAAUCAUCCGGUGGCUCCAAAGCUUGCAUUGACUAUGUACAUGCAGCAUGGGUUGAAGGUUAAGCUUUGCAAGCGUAGUGAAUCUGAACUCCAAAUGUAUCAUAAAUACUAAAUGUUU
Messenger RNA from Lactuca saligna, 1569 nucleotides. The record is from the annotation of a GenBank genome assembly. Lineage: Eukaryota; Viridiplantae; Streptophyta; Magnoliopsida; Asterales; Asteraceae.